Molecule: messenger RNA, 2685 nt
Organism: Mus caroli (Ryukyu mouse)
Lineage: Eukaryota; Metazoa; Chordata; Mammalia; Rodentia; Muridae
Gene: Nfyb
Product: nuclear transcription factor Y subunit beta
Biological process (GO): regulation of transcription by RNA polymerase II
Cellular component (GO): nucleus; CCAAT-binding factor complex
Molecular function (GO): RNA polymerase II cis-regulatory region sequence-specific DNA binding; protein heterodimerization activity; DNA-binding transcription activator activity, RNA polymerase II-specific
Source: RefSeq, a predicted model, not a curated record
GGCGGCUGCGGGGCUCUCGCGGCGGCAGCCCCGGGCCGGCUCCAUUUUGUCCGGGGAGCCGGCGGGCGGGGAACGCUGCGCCCCGGAGCGGCCGCUUUGUCUCCCGCAUCCCGCCGGCGGCGGGCGUUGGGCACGGGCGGCGGGGGGAUGCGCUCCGCGGGGCUGCUCGGGCACCUGCGAGCCGAGGCGGCGGGUCCCCGCGAGGAACGAGCGGCCUGGCGGGUCCCCGGCCCGCUCCGCGCCUACAGCAUGCAGCCAUCUGGCGGCUGGCUCGCCCCGGACUUGCCCCGAAGGUUAAAAUUGUACAAGGAGCCACCACCUUUUUGACAGGUAUUUGAGAAUACCACUGAUACAUAAUUCAGUAUUUCAUGACAAUGGAUGGCGACAGCUCUACCACAGAUGCUUCCCAGCUAGGGAUUUCUGCAGACUACAUCGGAGGAAGUCAUUAUGUGAUCCAGCCCCAUGAUGAUACUGAGGACAGCAUGAAUGAUCAUGAAGAUACAAAUGGUUCAAAAGAAAGUUUCAGAGAACAAGAUAUUUAUCUUCCAAUUGCAAAUGUGGCUAGGAUAAUGAAAAAUGCCAUACCUCAAACAGGAAAGAUCGCAAAAGAUGCCAAAGAAUGUGUUCAGGAAUGUGUGAGUGAAUUUAUAAGCUUCAUAACGUCUGAAGCAAGCGAAAGGUGUCAUCAGGAGAAGCGGAAGACAAUCAAUGGGGAGGAUAUUCUGUUUGCCAUGUCCACUCUAGGCUUUGACAGCUACGUGGAGCCUCUGAAACUGUACCUUCAGAAGUUCAGAGAGGCCAUGAAAGGAGAGAAGGGUAUCGGGGGAGCAGUCUCCGCCACAGAUGGACUAAGCGAAGAGCUCACGGAAGAGGCAUUCACUAACCAGUUACCAGCUGGCUUAAUAACUGCAGAUGGUCAACAGCAAAACGUUAUGGUUUACACAACGUCUUAUCAACAGAUUUCUGGUGUCCAGCAAAUUCAGUUUUCAUGAUCGGAAGGACGGACGGAUGGACGGAACCGGGCUUGUGUGGAGAGAGUCUGAUGGAGUCUGAAGCAGAGGCAUGGGAGGAAGUGAGGGUGAAGCUGCCUCCUUGUACCAUAAGUAGCUGUAAUGUAGCUUCCUGAUGCUUGACUAAUUGAGGUGUUAAUUCUGACUUGAGAAUCUUUUUCAUGAAUGAUUUUAAAAGAAAAAAAAUUGGAUUUUAAAGGUAUUAAAAUAUUUUUGUUUUGUACGAGAGUUUGUUGCUCUGUAUGACGCCUGUAUGCAUUGUAUAUUGCAAUUUAUUACUGUCAGAGAUUUGUAGACAGUUUCUUAUUUUCAUAUUGAAUCAUGUUAUUUUGUAAUUCAAGUAAGCAGCUGGGUUACUUCAUAAUGUUUACCCUUUUAAUAAAAUAUAAGGGUAGAGUUCAUUUUGAAUGAAAGUCGCCUUUAUUAUAAAUUUGAGUUUGUCUUGGCUCUAUACUAUCUUGCAUGGUAACUUAGCUAGGUGUUUUAGCAUUUAUUUAUUGAAAACUUUUUUUUGUUGUUUUGUUAAAACAGUCAUAGCAUAAGCAACUUUGUUUUUUUUUAAAAAAUUGUAAUUGAAUAAUUAAGUUGGAUGCAGAAGCAAGUCUUGUCUGGCCUAUUCAACUUGGUGCCCGUCACUGUCUGUGGUGUUCAGGCAGCUUCAGUUACUAUCACGCCUGUUAGAAUUCAUUUCCCUUUGAUGUGGAAAUGGUCCCUCUCUUCAAGUGUUACAGUCCCCUUCACGAAGAGGGACUUUUCAGUCCAUUGAUAGUCAUUUUACCUUCACGGAAAGGUCAGGUUCCUGUGAGGCCGAGGGAACUGAGCAGUGGGCAUGGUUCUGUGCAGAUGCUGCACGAGAGAGUGGACAAGCAGGGGAGCAGUGAUGUGACACGGGAGCCUUCUGGUUUGCUGUCACACUCUCUGCAGUAAACUAACAAUAGGUGAUACAGCUUGGUACAGUUUAGUGGUGUGUACUUGGGUUCCUUUUUUAAAGUGAAGAUUUCUAUUUUCUCAUCUACUUUUUUUUUUUUUUUUUUUUAGUAGUAAUUACUUUGAAUUUUUGUGUAUGUGCUGUGGUAGUUCUAGCUCUAUCAAAAAUGGCUUAUUGUAUAGUCUGUCCAGAAGGAAAAUUUGGGUACUCCAGUGGACAAGAGAUAGCAGUUUUCUAGGUCCCGCCUGAACAGUAAUGGCUACUUGGCCAGGAGUUUUGUGGAACCUGUGGCUGGCUGUCUGGAGAUGAAAUAACACCCUCUUCCUCUAAGUCCCUUUUCAGUAAUAACCUCUCUGUAGGAAUUGCACGUAGGGAAGAACGGGAGAUGAUGGUGAAGCAGAAUCCGACAGUCGUCCUACUGGGUUGAAAUAACAAUGUUAAUAUUUUGAUAAAUUCAUUUGUCCUUUUACUUUGCUAAAUAUGUAUAUUUUUAUAAAAGUGGGCUCGUGUUGUACACACUGUUUUGUAACUGGUUUUUCACUUACUAUAUUGUGCACAUCUCCCCAGGUCAUGCAUGGUCUCUGCAUCGGUUUUACUGGGUUUUUAUUCUGUUGUAUGACUGAAUCAUGAUUAUUUAAUUGCCUGUUGCAAAUUCUGACCUUUUUCAUCUCUUCUUAGUUAUAAACAGCCCUUCACUGAAUCUUGUGUACAUCGUAACUUUUCUUGCAAUAAAUUCUUAGAAGUAGA